Molecule: messenger RNA, 2024 nt
Organism: Bufo gargarizans (Asiatic toad)
Lineage: Eukaryota; Metazoa; Chordata; Amphibia; Anura; Bufonidae
Product: sodium-dependent proline transporter-like
Exons: 15
Coding region: 33-2024 (663 amino acids)
Biological process (GO): sodium ion transmembrane transport
Cellular component (GO): membrane
Molecular function (GO): L-proline transmembrane transporter activity
Source: RefSeq, a predicted model, not a curated record
UGUUCCAAACCAGCGGCAUCCGGCACAGACACAUGAAGCUGCCCCCCGAGCACUGGAGUGAGGGGCUGCACAAGAGAGACAUGCAGCCCGAUGAGACCGCCGGAGAGACUGCUGCCAACACAUCCCCAGCACAGGAGUCACCAUCAGCUCAGGAGAUCCCAGGUCCAGAAAAUGCCAAUAAUGUCACACAGCCGCCGUCACAUGUCCAAUCUGUGGCCCCAACCCUGCUGUCUGAGCCCCCCCGGGAGACCUGGGGCGGAAAGUAUGAGUUCCUGCUCUCCUGCAUUGGCUACUGCGUGGGUCUGGGCAAUGUCUGGAGGUUUCCAUAUCUGUGUUACAGGAAUGGAGGAGGAGCCUUCCUCAUCCCGUACUCCAUCAUGCUCUUCUUUGCCGGCCUCCCCCUCUUCCUCAUGGAGCUGAGCUUGGGUCAGUACGGAGCGGCCGGACCCAUCACCGUGUGGAAGUGCUGCCCCAUCCUGAAGGGUAUCGGCAUCGGGAUGCUCCUGGUCUCCGCUCUGGUCUCCUUAUAUUAUAAUGUUAUAAUCGCCUGGACUUUCUUUUACCUGGGCAAUUCCUUCCAGAGCCCCCUGCCCUGGUCCUGCGAAGCCCCGGAGUAUGCGGCGCUGUGCCAGAACGUCUCCAGCAACGGCUCCAGAUUCAGCGCCAGCGAGGCCUUCUGGAAUGAGAAGGUGCUGGGUGUUGUGCACAGUUCAGGCCUCAGUGACCCGGGCCCCGUGCGCUGGCAGCUCGCCCUGUGCCUGCUCGCCGCCUGGAUCAUCAUCUUCCUCUGUAUGAUAAAGGGAAUCCGCAGCUCUGGAAAGAUUGUGUACUUCACGGCCACGUUCCCUUAUGUCGUCCUGAUUGUGCUCAUCAUCCGGGGAGCAACGCUGGAGGGGUCUAUAGACGGCGUCCGAUUCUACCUGUCAGCAGACUGGAAGAGACUGCAGAGCGCCCAGGUACCACCGCUACCCUAUAUACAACCACAGAGCGCCCAGGUGUGGAAUGACGCGGCGUCUCAGAUCUUCUACUCCCUGGGCAUCGGUUUCGGGGGGCUGCUCUCCAUGGCCUCCUACAACAAGUUUGAUAACAACGUGAUCCGGGACACUCUGGUCAUCGCCAUCGGUAACUGCAGCACCAGCUUUUUUGCUGGAUUCGCGAUAUUCUCGGUGCUGGGUCACAUGGCCUGGAAGAAGAAGGUUCCGGUGGGGGAAGUGGCAGAAUCGGGUCCAGGAUUGGCCUUUGUCGCCUACCCAGAGGCCCUGGCUCUGCUGCCCGGCUCCGUCUUCUGGUCCAUCCUGUUCUUCCUGAUGCUCUUUACUCUGGGAGUGGACACUCUGUUCGGGAACAUGGAGGGGAUCACCACCGCCGCUCUGGACGAGUUUCCGUCUCUGCGGCACUGGAAGCGUAAGGUGGUCUUCCUGGCCGGACUCUGCUUCUUCUUCUUCCUGAUGGGACUGCUGCUGGUUACUGAGGGCGGCAUUUACUGGUUCACCCUGAUAGACUCUUACAGCACCAGCUUCGGACUCAUCAUCAUCACCCUCUUCAUGUGUCUCGGGAUGGCCUUCUUCUACGGUGUUAACCAGUUCUGUCAGGACAUUAUAGACAUGAUCUGCAGAUGUCCCCCAUGGUGCACCAAGCUUCUUCUGUUCUUCAAGGCAUGCUGGGUCUUCUGCACCCCCGUCCUGCUGCUGUUUAUUCUGUUCUACAUCUUCAUGGAAAUGUACAACACCCCACUGCGCUACGGCCGCUAUGAGUACCCCCGCUGGGGCAAGGCACUGGGGGUCUGUAUGGGAACCUUGUGCUGCAUCCAGAUCCCCAUCUGGGCCGGAGUCGCAAUCUUCCAACAGUCCGGGACGCUGCUUGAUAGAUUUAAGAAUUCUCUCCGCCCGUUGAACUCUUGGCGCACGGCCAGCGAGCAGCGGGAUCCGUCCAGUGAAGUCAUCGAUGUUCCUUACACCGUGAACCUGACCACCCAAGACUUCAGUGACCUUGUCUGGCAGAAUGGGGGCAGCAGUGAGGUCUGA